AUGGAUAACAUGGCUGAGACGAGUGGACGUGAGAGCGAAUCCGGGCUUCAUCCUCGGCAUUCUCUUUCAGGUCCAACUACCGGACUCAUGGAGAACCUACGGGAAAACAUCUCCAAGUGGCCUGAUUCAGGCGCCCGGAAUGAUGCUGACGACGAUGAUCAAGGCUCCGAGUAUGAGCUCCUCAUGGACCCAAACUUGCCAGAGGAUCAUGAGUCCCGUCGCCAUGCACAUCAUGAAGACGGCUUAUCCGAUGACGGGUCUAAGAAAGCUGAGGAUGAGGACGACGAGGAGAAUUCCCCAUAUCCAGAGGUUCGCGCCGCUGUCCACAAUUACGACGAAGAUGUGCCAUGCAAUACAGUCCGUGCGUGGACAAUUGGACUGUCUCUUGUCAUUCUCGGAGCAUCAAUGAACACCAUCUUUUCGCUGCGCCGGCCGGCGAUUUCCAUCGGGGCUCUAGUCGCUCAGAUCAUUGCCUGGCCCAUCGGUCAUGGAUGGGCAAGAUUUGUCCCGGAACGAGAGUUCAACAUAUUUGGCCUCAAGUGGCAGCUGAACCCGGGCCCAUUUAACAUGAAGGAGCAUGCAAUCAUCGGAAUCUUGCUCACCGUUUCCACGCAGUCGUUGGGAUACGGAAUUGCUGGCGUUAUGCGCAAAUACCUAGUGUAUCCUGCGUCGAUGAUAUGGCCUGGAAACCUAGCUUCCGUGGCCAUGAUGAAUGCCAUGUAUGACGAGGCAUCCUUUGCAUACUACUUCAUCCCCGGCUUUUUUGCCCAGUUCUUGAGCGUCUUUGCUUUUGCAACCUGGAUGGCGCCGCAAAACCCAGUCAUCAAUCAGCUAUUCGGUGGAAACACUGGCUUGUCCAUUAUACCCAUUACCUUUGACUGGAGCCAGGUGACAGGCUACAUUGGAUCUCCUCUUGUUACGCCUUGGCACGCGAUUGCCAAUACCUUGAUCAGCGUUGUCAUAUUCUAUUCAGGUCUGACGAUUCUACUCCACUACUCUGGGACAUGGUAUGCCCAGUUCCUACCCAUCAACGAUGCCAGCAUCUACGACAACACGGGAGCAAGGUACAACAUUAGUCGGGUUGUGAAUCCAGACAUGACUCUGAAUGAGGAAGCCUACCAUAAAUAUUCACCCUUGUUCAUCAGCACCACAUUUGCCAUCUCAUAUGGCCUGUCUUUCGCCGCCAUCUCCUCACUCGUCGUAUAUACGUAUCUGCACCACGGCAAGUACAUUUGGAAGCAGUACAUGAACAGCACCACGGAAAAGCCGGACAUUCACAUGAAACUGAUGAGAAAGUACAAAGAGGCACCAACCUGGUGGUACCUCUCUCUCUUCUGCAUUAUGCUGGCAUUGGGCUUCUAUACAGUGCUCGCGUACCCAACCAAUUUAACUUGGUGGGCCUUUUUACUGGCCGUCAUGAUUUCGUUCGGCUUCUCUUUGCCAAUCGGUAUCAUCCAGGCCGUGACGAAUAAUCAGAUUGGCUUGAAUGUGCUCACGGAGUUUGUCUACGGCUACAUCCAGCCGGGACGGCCUCUAGCGCUCAUGCUUUUCAAAACGUUUGGAUACAUCACGAUGUCCCAAGCACUGAAUUUCGUGUCAGAUCUUAAAUUCGGCCAUUACAUGAAAAUCCCUCCCAGGACCAUGUUCAUGGCCCAGGUCGUCGCCACGACUUAUUCAUGCGUCAUCCAAGUCUUGGUCCUUAACUUGGCACUCAACAGCAUCGAAAAUGUAUGCGACGAUCAGCAAGAGGACCACUUCACAUGCCCAGGUGGAAGAGUAUUCUAUUCUGCCUCUGUUAUCUGGGGCCUCAUUGGCCCAGGCCGAAUGUUCUCCCCGGGCCAAAUCUACUCCGGCCUCUUCAUCUUCUUCAUCCUCGGCGCAAUCACCCCAAUCAUCAUCUACUUCGCCGUUAAGAAAUACCCAAAAUCCCCCGUGAGAUACCUCAUCGCGCCGCUCCUCUUCGGAGGGCCUGGCUCCAUCCCGCCCGCCACCCCUCUCAAUUACUUCUCCUGGGGCAUCGUGGGCUUCGUCUUCCAGUUCUGGAUCAAGAAGCGCUACUUCCGGUGGUGGAGCCGCUUGAACUUUUUGACGUCGUCUGGCUUGGAUUUGGGUCUGGCGUUGGCGACACUCUUCAUAUUUUUCGCGUUUACUUUGAAUGGGAUUGAUCCGCCAAAGUGGUGGGGGAAUACUGUUGUUGACUCGACGAUGGAUUCCAAGGGUACGGCUAUAAGAGCGCAUGUUGCAGCGGGAGAGCAUUUUGGCCCAAGUUCAUGGUGA
Messenger RNA from Trichoderma breve, 2277 nucleotides. RefSeq names its product OPT oligopeptide transporter protein domain-containing protein. Gene Ontology annotation, biological process: transmembrane transport. The transcript has 10 exons. Lineage: Eukaryota; Fungi; Ascomycota; Sordariomycetes; Hypocreales; Hypocreaceae. Gene Ontology annotation, molecular function: oligopeptide transmembrane transporter activity. The coding region runs from base 1 to 2277 and encodes 758 amino acids. The record is from RefSeq and is a predicted model, not a curated record.